Molecule: messenger RNA, 1231 nt
Organism: Hermetia illucens (black soldier fly)
Lineage: Eukaryota; Metazoa; Arthropoda; Insecta; Diptera; Stratiomyidae
Gene: RpLP0
Product: 60S acidic ribosomal protein P0
Exons: 3
Coding region: 156-1109 (317 amino acids)
Biological process (GO): ribosome biogenesis; ribosomal large subunit assembly; cytoplasmic translation
Cellular component (GO): cytosolic large ribosomal subunit
Molecular function (GO): large ribosomal subunit rRNA binding; structural constituent of ribosome
Source: RefSeq, a predicted model, not a curated record
CCGAAACUCGAAAAUAAAACAAUGGAUUUGCAGAAAAGAGACAAACAUACCUCAACGACGUUAUUCCUCGUCUCGUUCAUUUGGUUCGUGGUAAUUGAACUGUCAACAGCUUUGUUCUUAAAUUUCACUGAGAAGUCCCUAUUUACACCGACAAGAUGGGUAGGGAGAACAAAGCAACCUGGAAAGCUAAUUAUUUCUUGAAAGUCGUGCAAUUGUUCGAUGAAUAUCCAAAAUGUUUCAUCGUGGGAGCAGACAACGUCGGCUCAAAGCAAAUGCAACAGAUCCGUACAUCGUUGCGUGGCUUGGGUGUCGUUCUCAUGGGUAAGAACACGAUGAUGCGCAAGGCCAUCCGCGGGCACUUGGAGAACAACCAAUCGCUCGAGAAGCUCUUGCCCCACAUCAAGGGAAACGUCGGCUUCGUCUUCACCAAGGGCGACUUGGCUGAGGUCCGCGACAAGUUGCUCGAGAGCAAAGUCCGUGCCCCAGCUCGUGCCGGAGCUAUUGCCCCAUUGCCCGUCAUCAUCCCAGCCCAGAACACCGGUCUUGGUCCUGAGAAGACCUCUUUCUUCCAGGCUCUGUCCAUCCCAACCAAGAUCUCGAAGGGUACAAUUGAAAUCAUCAACGAUGUGCCCAUCUUGAAGCCUGGCGACAAAGUCGGUGCUUCCGAAGCCACCUUGCUCAACAUGUUGAACAUCUCUCCGUUCUCAUACGGUUUGAUCAUCGAACAAGUCUACGACUCUGGCUCGAUCUUCUCGCCCGAAAUCCUGGACAUCAAGCCCGAGGACUUGCGCGCCAAAUUCCAAGCUGGUGUCGCCAACUUGGCCGCUGUCUGCUUGCAAAUUGGAUACCCAACCAUCGCCUCGGCUCCACACAGCAUCGCCAACGGAUUCAAGAACUUGUUGGCCAUCGCUGCCACUACCGAGGUCGAAUUCAAGGAAGCCACUACUAUCAAGGAGUUCAUCAAGGAUCCAAGCAAAUUCGUCGCUGCCGCAGCUGUUUCAGCCGCACCAGCAGCCGCCGACGCUGCCCCAGCUGCUGCCAAGAAGGAAGAGAAGAAAGAAGAGUCUGAGAGCGAAGACGACGACAUGGGCUUCGGUCUGUUCGAUUAAGUCGAAGCAACACUCUGACGCGGACAGGUGGACGCAGCUACUCGUCGGAUUAAUGUCAACCACGGUAAUCCAAUGGCGAUUUGUGUUCAUAUCUGUUUGAAAUAAAAGUGUUAAAACAAAAA